GAGCCGCGGCGGGGCGCGGGGAGAGCAGCGGCGGGGCCCGGCCCGGCCCGGCCCAGCCCAGCCCGCGCGUCCACCCCCCGCCCGGGGACAUCAGCGCCGCCGCAGCCAGAUUCACCACAGAUAUGAGUAGGUGGCUGCUCUGUUGCUCCCAUGCUCCAGCUCUUGCUACCCUGUGAUUUCAGAUAACAAACAACCAGGUGAAAAUGUUUUCCUGAGGGACAUGAAGGGAGUGCUGACUGCUAGGAAGUCCAAGCAGCUCUUGUCUCUGAAACAUCCCCAUUCUAGGGCUUCAAGUAGCCUAGUCCUUCCGAAACUGUUCUACAUGGGAGAAGACUGUUUGAGGACUCUUCUGCUGGGGAGAUCCUUUGGUGCAAGAGAUCCCAGGUUGUACACCUCUGCAUUUGUAUGUGGACCUUGUGGAAGAGCAGCAGAUAAGCUACAGAUAAGGGCUGUCCUACUUACUUCCUAGCCAGCUGACAGGUAACAAACCAAAAGAAACCUGCCUUUAUUGAGUUGUCAAGAACAUCAUCGACUCCUUGGUACAUUAUCAAGAUGCAUUAAGAAACUGGAUACAGUGCCAAAAGAACUCCAUGUGUUUCCAUGACUGUCUUGGACCCUGACUCGGAUACUUUUGGAUAUAUAUUUCUAUUCUAAGGUGAAGAGUGUAUACUGUAACUUCUUUCUGCCAGCUUGCUGGCAGAGGUAUUUCACCAAGAUCAUGGACCAUCCUAAUAGGGAAAAGGACGAAAGGCAACGGACAACGAAAGGAAUGCCAGGAAGGAGCGGGCAUGGUUCUCGACCAAGCUCAUCAACGUCUUCUGGUGUUCUUAUGGUGGGACCCAACUUCAGAGUGGGCAAGAAGAUUGGGUGUGGGAACUUCGGAGAACUCAGAUUAGGUAAAAAUCUCUACACCAAUGAAUAUGUAGCGAUCAAACUGGAACCAAUAAAAUCACGUGCACCACAACUUCAUUUAGAAUACAGGUUUUACAAACAACUUGGAAGUACAGCUGAAGGGCUUCCCCAGGUGUAUUACUUCGGACCGUGUGGAAAGUACAACGCCAUGGUACUAGAGCUGCUUGGUCCUAGCUUGGAAGAUUUGUUUGACCUCUGUGAUAGGACAUUCACUUUGAAGACGGUGUUAAUGAUAGCCAUCCAGCUGAUAUCCCGAAUGGAGUAUGUGCAUUCCAAGAACCUCAUCUACCGAGAUGUCAAGCCAGAAAACUUCCUUAUCGGCCGGCAAGGCAAUAAGAAAGAGCACAUCAUUCACAUCAUAGACUUUGGAUUGGCCAAGGAGUACAUUGACCCAGAAACCAAAAAACACAUCCCCUACCGGGAACACAAGAGCUUAACUGGGACAGCCAGAUACAUGUCCAUCAACACUCAUCUCGGCAAAGAGCAAAGUCGUCGAGAUGACCUGGAAGCCCUGGGUCAUAUGUUUAUGUAUUUCCUCCGAGGUAGUCUGCCCUGGCAAGGAUUGAAGGCUGACACCUUAAAAGAGAGGUAUCAGAAGAUUGGGGACACAAAAAGAAACACUCCAGUUGAAGUUCUCUGUGAGAACUUUCCAGAGGAGAUGGCCACGUACCUCCGUUACGUUCGGCGACUGGACUUCUUUGAGAGACCAGACUACGACUAUUUACGGACCAUCUUCACUGAGCUGUUUGAAAAGAAAGGCUACACCUUCGACUAUGCCUAUGACUGGGUCGGCAGGCCAAUUCCUACUCCAGUGGGAUCUGUUCACGUAGAUUCUGGGACAUCUGCAGUCACAAGAGACAGCCACAUGCACAGGGAUCGACCAUCGCAGCAAGCCCUUCGCAAUCAGGUGUCGUCCGACCGCCGCGGGGAGUGGGAGAUCCAGCCCAGCCGGCAGACCAACACCUCCUACCUGACAUCUCAUCUGGCCGCGGAUCGGCAUGGGGGAUCAGUGCAGGUGGUCAGCUCAACCAAUGGGGAGCUGAACGUGGACGACCCAACUGGGGCACACUCCAACGCGCCCAUAACAGCACAGGCGGAGGUGGAGGUGGUGGAGGAAGCUAAGUGCUGCUGCUUCUUUAAGAGGAAACGGAAGAAGACGGCUCAGCGUCACAAGUGACCAGUGCCUCCUGGGCCUUGCAGGAACCACCACGCCUGCAGCUCCUGCCCUGUCUCACUGGAAGGGGCUUCUCUUUAGGGGGGAGGAGGAGGAGGCAUAGGAGGAAGAGAGAAACAAACAAACAAACAAAAAAAACCACAAAAAAGUGACAUUUUAAACCAAAAAGAGAAGAAAAAGUUCCAAAACAAACCACUAUGGGGUGGAUCUGCUGAAUGGUCUCCCUCAUUCACUCCAAGCCUGAAGCUCCUUUUGGGACCAGGACUGUGGCUGGCUCAGGUCUUGAUUGCCCUGGGAGGGGGGCUGGCUGGCUGACCCUUCUUCCCGUUGUUUAUGGCGAAGGCAUCGUUCACGCAAACCUGAGGACUGUGCUUAGUUCCUGCUCACUUUCCUCCCCUCCCUCCCCUGCGCUCUCUGCUCCCUCCAUCCUUCUCCCUCCUUAAUUAAGUGAAGAAAUACCGUAGGCCUGAUGGAGAGGGCAGGAGGAUGCAGUGCAGGCAGGAGGCUUGCAUGGGAGAAGGGCCUGACUGCUGCAGCAGUAAGAGACAGGUUCCCUUUUCAGCUCCUGAGAACAGUUACACUGUAAUGUGCAAGCUGUGAGAAAUUUGCAAUCUACUGUUCCAGUUAGGGGUUUUUUUUCUGGCUCCCUUGACACCUCCCUCCUCUGACGGUAACAGAUCAAUGUGGAUUGUUUUAAAGAAGCUGACGUCGUUGCACUUUUAAUUACUUUUAGCAUUUACAGAUGCACAUUGUAUCUGUGGAUCUCUGUGUGAGCACGCAGGGCCAGCGCAGACAUUCAGCUGGGAAGACGGUGGGAUGCAGAAAAGGCCCUGGAGUGGGAAUGUGGGCAAGCCUUAUGCCAGGCUGGGGUUCCUGCCAUGGGCCACGUGCUGAGGAAAGCAUACUUGAAUUUUCAGUCACCUUUUCUAGCUGCAGUGAAUGUCCCUACCAUUGUUUCCUCCAUCAUGCCCGACCCAACCGGCCGGGAGGUGCAAGGCCGUAGCUUGGCCUCGGCGGGAGGGAGGGAGCGGCAUCAGCUUUGCUGUGCUGGAGGAGUUUGUGCUGGCUUAAGCGGUAGAUCUGGAUUAGAUGUUUCCCAAAGCGGUUCCUCAGUGUGGGCAACCAGGUGGCCUUCUCACAUCCCUGCCAGGAGGGUGGCACGAGCACACACCCUCUGCAAGAAAACAUGAGCAGGAGCAAAGCUUCCCCAGCAGGGGAGGAGAUACUUCACUGCCUUAACACUGAUUUCAACUCCAGAUGGUCAGAUAGGUUUGACUGGAAGAGCCUUCAUGUCCUCUGUGCCAAUGUGGGUCUGGGGCACGUGGGCCACCGUCCCACCCUGCAGGAGAAGCCACGGUGUUUGUGCACUGCUUUUGAGCCAAACCAAUGGGUAGCAAAGGGCUUAGGGCUCUCUGCACCCAGGUGGACAAUAUAAAACUUGUGUCCUGCUGCAGCGUUUCCUAUUUCAGAGGAGGCCAAGGCUGCCCGGGGGUUACUGUAGACAUGGCAGGGCUGUGGGACAGCUCGAGCAGCUUUUGGGGAGGUUGUGAAUAGGUUCCUGUAUGUUGUCUUUCUACAUAUGACACCUGACCAGGCUAGGACUGUUGACUUGAGAGAUUUGCUUGACAAACUUGGGCCUGACUUACCCCCAAAGUCCCGGUGUGCAUGAAGGGAGGAAAGGGAGAGACCAAAUCUCAUUAUCUUUUUAAUGAUGAUCUAUGUAACUUGGAGUUGGUAGAGCGGCACUGCAGGGAGAUACGGUUCCCCUGGCUGGGCAGAAGUGGGCUUGGAGGGCAGGAGAUGACCCCAGGCAGGGAGCCUCCAGGUUGGCCCUUUGUCCAGCAAGCAGGAGCAGGAGUGAUACCAGGGCAGAAAAGCCUCUUGUCCUUGCCUUGUGGGGCAACUCUGCCGUUCUCUGCUGUGUUCUCUCCAUGCCUUACCCCGAGGAGCACAGCUCGCAGACCAGGACAUGUGGGCAUCCCCCUUCUCGUCCUGCAAAGCGCUUUCCAGGAGCCGUACCAUGGCAGGGCAGGAAGGGGACCCAUCACCUCCCAGAGGCGCCUGCCAGUGUACUGCACCCUCUUGUCCCCUCCUGCCAGAGGGAGGACAGGGACCAUGGCCACUUUCCACCCUUCUCUCUCUGAACUCCUCCACUGCCCAUGGCUCCCAGAAGCCCCUCUCUGCGGUAGGAAACCAUGGUUUGGCAUCUUGGGAGGGGGGGAAAGGGGCAGAGGUGCUCCCUGGGGAGCAAUCCUGCCCGCAGCAGAUGGAGCCCGGCCCUGAGACACUUCUGUUGAUGCCCUCCCAAGCCCCACUAAGUGCCUGUCACUAGAACUCAAUUCCUUCUGCAUCUCCUGCCGUGUUUGGUCAUUCCUUGCUGCCUCCAGUCAAGGAGCAGCUUGUAGUUGCAGCACAUGUAAGUGUUUGCAGGGUGAGGGAGGGCGGGGGGGAGAAGGGGCCAUCUCAACCGUUUUUGUUCUUAAAUGUUCUAUUUUGUUGUCACUUUGGGGUUUUUGGGUUUUAUUUUUGUUUGCUUUUUUUUUUUUAAAGUGAAUGUAUUUGAUUGUUUAGAAACUUUCCUGACCUUGUUUUUAAGUGGGUUGGUCUGAAAGCUGUUUCACAGUGACCCACUACCACUCCUCUCUGGAGAUACGAUGUUCUUUUAAUCCUACGAUGAUGUGUUUGUAGGGGAGGACUGUCCCCCCCACAGCAUGCUGGUAAUGCUCACUUGUACCAAGCCCUCUUGCACUAUAAUCGUACGUUGGACUCUUCAAAAGGGCAAAGAUGUGGGGUGGCUUUAAAAAAAAAACAAGGCAAAUAAAGCAGGUUACCAGCAGGUGCCGUGCUUGAGAAAACCGCUGUCCCCAGGGAGCUGGGAGGUGACACGAGCCAGACUGAGCCAACCGUGCUGUGGUAGGAAGCAGGGCAUUACGCCUUCCAGAAGCGGUGGGCGGCGGGGCGCGGGGGGGCUGUGCCGGGCUCCUGCCGAGGCUUCUGAGGUGGCAAGUGAGAUGAGGGGUUUGGUUUUUUUCAAUAAAACAUUGCACUGCUGCAUUGUUCUCCAUGAA
This is a messenger RNA of Colius striatus (speckled mousebird), 5154 nucleotides long. It is a transcript of the gene CSNK1G1, whose product is annotated as casein kinase 1 gamma 1. The coding region runs from base 719 to 2089 and encodes 456 amino acids. Gene Ontology annotation, cellular component: nucleus; cytoplasm; plasma membrane. The transcript is spliced from 16 exons. Lineage: Eukaryota; Metazoa; Chordata; Aves; Coliiformes; Coliidae. Gene Ontology annotation, biological process: positive regulation of canonical Wnt signaling pathway; peptidyl-serine phosphorylation; endocytosis. The record is from RefSeq and is a predicted model, not a curated record. Gene Ontology annotation, molecular function: ATP binding; protein serine/threonine kinase activity.